Molecule: messenger RNA, 342 nt
Organism: Racocetra persica
Lineage: Eukaryota; Fungi; Glomeromycota; Glomeromycetes; Diversisporales; Gigasporaceae
Source: the annotation of a GenBank genome assembly
GUAUUGCAAUUAAUGAAUUACCUAAACUGAUUAUUGAUCUUCAAAAGUCCAAAUAUUACGUAUCAAAAAUUUUUAAAAAAUUCCAUCUCGAAGAAGUGUCAUCUCAAGAAACCUUUAAAGGAGAACGAACUUUUGAAAAGGAAACUUUUAUACAUAGAGAGCAUGCUGCAAGAUAUGUAUAUGGAUUGGGAAAGUUUGAACAAUGUGAUAAAACUUCUACAGAAAUGAUACCACAAGAUUUGUAUAUGGAUGUACAUGAGGCUAAAAUUUUCAUCCUAGAUCUGGAAAAUUUGAAUGAUGAGAAAUAUUCACCAAAAGUAAUGAAAAGUUCAUCGUGCAUAG